AUGCAACGCCCACAGGUUGGUGACUUUGGGAUCGUGGACAGUGGUGGCAACCUGUCGGCUGCGUCGUCGGAUGCAUCAUCGCUGAGCGUGCCAGGAUCGGGGGGACCAGGUGGUCACCGUCACAGCAUUCCAUGGGGCCGGCGCCGGAGUUCCACGUGGACGGGCCGGUACUCGGACGCCAUGGACCCAGAAUUUGCGGACUUGCAGCGAAUGACCACCAGAGGCAGCGUGGGCAUGCACAGCCUGUCGGACUCGCUGCACAAGCUGACAUUCACUCAGAGCCUGGCGUUCCCGGAACUGGCACGCAAGCUGGCCAGCAGACGGCGACAGGAACAGCUGCGGGCCGCCAUCAACGACAACAGCCAGGACGACUUCGAGACGUGUUCAAAGUUCGUCGCCGUUGCCGGUGGGUUCCUGCUCAGCCUGAUGGUGUACUGCUUCGUGAAUAAGUACGUAAAAGUAUAA
Molecule: messenger RNA, 465 nt
Organism: Macrosiphum euphorbiae (potato aphid)
Lineage: Eukaryota; Metazoa; Arthropoda; Insecta; Hemiptera; Aphididae
Source: the annotation of a GenBank genome assembly